Messenger RNA from Branchiostoma belcheri (Belcher's lancelet), 3436 nucleotides. Its product is annotated as stress-induced-phosphoprotein 1-like. Gene Ontology annotation, molecular function: Hsp90 protein binding. NCBI's taxonomy places the organism in Eukaryota, Metazoa, Chordata, Leptocardii, Amphioxiformes, Branchiostomatidae. The transcript is spliced from 14 exons. Bases 71 to 1720 code for a protein of 549 amino acids. The record is from RefSeq and is a predicted model, not a curated record.
UAAUAUGCUAAUUUCCGUGGAAACUUCGAGAUUCUCAUGUCCAUACUGAGUCCACACUAAACCUUCGACUAUGGCGGAAGAUUUGCAAAAGAAGGUAGCAGAGCUAAAGGACCAAGGAAAUCGUGCUCUGACUUCAGGGAACACACAGGAGGCGAUAAGACUGUAUGGGGAGGCUAUCAAGAUAGACCCCACCAACCAUGUCCUGUAUAGUAACCGCUCUGCCGCACUGGCAAAGGCCUCUAACUAUGAGCUGGCCUUGGUGGACGCUAACAAAACAGUCGAGCUGAAGCCUGACUGGGUAAAGGGGUACUCUCGGAAGGGUGCAGCCUUGUCAUUUCUGGGCCGAUAUGAGGAAGCCAAGAUGGCAUAUGAGGAAGGUCUUAAACUGGACCCAGAAAACCAACAAUUGAAGGAUGGAGUCAGGGAUGCACAAUCUCACUUAACAGGCCCUGCAGGCAGCCAGCCACUAGGUGGGAACCCCUUUGCUGUCCCAGGAGUAAUGGAGCGCAUCCAGAGGGACCCCAGGACCAAGGGCUUCCUGGCACAGCCAGACUACAUGGAGAAACUCAAGCAACUGCAGCAGAACCCACAGGCUCUCGGGAAUCACCUUCAGGACCCUCGCAUCAUGACCACCUUAAGUGUCCUUCUGGGAGUGGACCUUCAGCAGGCGAGGGAGGAAGAUAUGGACCAGAGACCGUCUUCUCCUGCCCAGCAGGAGCCUGAACCCAUGGAGGAGGAGGAGGAAGAGUUGACAGAUGCACAGAAGGAGGCAAAGGAGGAGAAAAGUAAGGGUAACGAGGCCUAUAAGAAGAAGGACUUUGAGACGGCCCUUCAGCACUAUGACAAGGCUAUAGAACUGGAUGCAGAUGACAUCACCUUCCUCACCAACAAAGCUGCGGUUUACUAUGAGAUGGACCGGAUAGAAGACUGUAUCAAGGAGAGUGAGAAAGCCAUUGAGAGGGGCCGAGAAGUCCGGUCAGACUUCAAGCUGAUAGCAAAGGCAUUCUUCCGUAUCGGCCAAGCUCACUUCAAGCAGGAUAAGUACAAAGAUGCAAUCACCUACUACAACAAGUCCCUAACAGAGCAUCGCACACCAGAGGCCCUGAAGAAAUGUCAGGAGGCUGAAAAACUGCUGAAGGAACAUGAAGCAAAGGCAUAUGUUGACCCAGAGAAGGCUGAAGAGGAGAAGGCUCUGGGCAACGAUCUCUUCCAGAAAGGUGACUACCCUAAUGCCUUGAAGCAUUACUCAGAGGCCAUCAAGAGAAACCCCCAGGAUCCCAAGUUGUUCAGUAACCGAGCGUUCUGCUACACAAAACUGGCGGAGUGGCAGCUUGGUAUUAAGGACUGCGAUGAGUGUGUACGGCUGGAUCCAAAAUUCCUAAAGGGAUACCUCAGGAAAGGGGCUAUCUUACAAGCCAUGAAGCAGUGGGGUCGAGCACAGGACGUCUACUCUAAGGCACUAGAUAUUGACCCAAAUAACCCGGAGGCAAAUGAAGGCUACCAGAAAUGUCUCAAGACGCUGAGCCAGGAUCCAGAGGAGAUCAGGAAACGUGCCAUGGCAGAUCCCGAGAUCCAACAGAUCUUGAGUGAUCCAGCAAUGAGAGUGAUCCUAGAUCAAAUGCAGAAUGAGCCUGGGGCUCUAAAUGAUCAUUUGCAAAACCCAGCAAUCAGGACCAAGAUUCAAAAGCUCCUAGAAUCUGGUUUGAUCCAGAUCCGUUAGCCUUUCUUCAGGCACUGUGGGGAAAUAUUAAGGACACACCAAGGGGCCUACAGAUCCACCUGCCAGUCACAGCCGUCAGCUUGUCACCAUGGACAGGGUAAACCACUCUGCGCAGCACAUUAGUCCUUACACCAGUGUUGAUAUGGGGAAACAGGUCUUGGGCAAUACCAACCAGAAAGACUGUAGUGAAUUUUUCCAUAGUAACCAAGAGUAGGUAAUGUUACCUGUGCAUUGUGGAUGUAAUUGAUAUGGAACACAACUUUGUGUUUUAUUUGCUGGAAGUGCUUCAAUUGUCAUCCUAAUAUCCCCAUGUUUCCAGACCUGUUUUGUGCUCGGGGGCUCUUGUAGCCAGUCAACAGUAGAGCCCAGAUGUUUACAAAACCCACAGAAAAAUAAAACAUUUACUUAAUUAAGGUAAAGGCAAAAGAAUUGACUCAUAAAGAAGUUAAAUUUCAUUGUUAUGAAUAUAUUGAAAUUGCAUUUAUCAUGCUUAAGUGUCUAGAAAAAAUGGCUGAGUUGUGUCAAGCUUGAUAUUGUCAUGGAACUUUGUUAGCACUUUUCAGUCAGGUGCAUGGGGCAUACAUGUACUUUAUUCAUGUACUUUUAGAUUGCUGGAUGAAAGCUUGCUCCACGUUUAAGAUUAUCUUUAUCAAAUAAAAGUGUCAGCAGGAUUUGUACAUUAUAGUGGUCAAUCAAAGAACUGCAUUGCACCAAAUGUUGUCAGAUGUUGAUAGGCAGUGUACAGUAAGAUGAAGUGAGUGAAGCUCCUGUUUAUUCUAAUAAGGUUGUGUCAGCCAAGAAGCUUGUUAAAAUCCUCUCAGCUUCCCCUGCAUACAGACUUUCCAAAUUAUCUUUAACAAGCUAUUUCCAUUAUUCUUUGACAAUGCAAAACUGUUGUCAUUCCUCAUACACUUACAAGCUUCUGUCUACUCUAUAUACCAUGGCUCAGACCAACAGUGUAAAUAUGAAGCCAUCUUUUUCUGUAUGUCUCACAGGAUCACAUACCUUACCUCUGGUAUGAAUACAACACUCAAUACCUCUUACCUUGGACUAAUGGCCUGACUACAUGAAAAGUUUGUCUUAAGUUAAACACAAGUAGCAUUCACAAUCCCAAUUUUCAACUGAUGCUUUAGAUAUGAACAACAGUAGCUUCUGUAAGACAUACACAAGACAGUGUUGGGCUAUGUCCAGAAGCUACUGUUGUUCAUAUUGCCACACAGCAAUGAAUGGUUGAUUCUUGGAUGCCUCCUGUAGAGACUCCAACUCUGAUACCUAUAGUGUUUGCACUCACAGGUCUAUGACAGAAGCAUUGUCCACCACGCUGGAUGGUUAAACCGGGAAAUUGUCAGAAACAUUUGAAUUUGGAAUUAUGAUCACAGUCACAUGCAAACACAUUGCAAAUUUGAAGAUCUGACCAUUACAGGUUUAACCAACCAGCAGGCAAACACUAUAGUGUGGUGUGGCCAUCAGAUCCAAGAUAUACAAAGUGCUUGCUAAACAAUGUUUACUAAUGUAUACAGUAAGUAUUUUAGUGUGAAGUCUACCAAACUUUUUCUAUGGAUGUUACAUUCAUGAACAGUAGCAUUAAGUUGAUUUCAAGUCUGUCCAAUAGUGAAGAAUUAUAUUGCAUUGAUGCUGGGUUGCUGUAUUGUGACAGUCCUUUCUUGUGAUUUGCAUGAAACAGAUAUGGAAGACAUUAAAUGUAACUUGAAAUUU